GCAGCUCUCAACGAUCUUCCACCGAUCCCAUUCGCCCAGCUUGAACAUAUAUUACCAGAUACGGUAAAAGAUAAGAUUGCAAUUGUGGACGUUAUCGAGCCGGAUACGCAUUUAUCGUAUUACCAACAUGCAAUGAGUGCGUACCACUUAAAAUUGUCUGUGGCUUGUUACGCUCGAGCUCAAGGCUACGAAUUUCGUAUUAUUUUCUCAUCCGACUAUACAAAACAGUGUCCUCAUAAAGAUGUGGGUCACGUUUUUAUACCCUUAUUUAUCUAUUUAUUAUUUCUACUUGUUCAGGUCUAUCUACGGCGUCACUGCGUGGUUGCCCAUGUUUUACCAAAUUAUCAUACAAUCUUAUAUAUCGAUGCAGAUAUGGGUGUUGUUAACCCUAAAAAAAGAAUCGAGGAGUAUGUUGAUGACAAUGUCGAAAUCAGUUUCUUUGAUCGUUUCUAUAACUGGGAAGUUGCAGCUGGUUCGUACAUUGUGAAAAAUACAACGUGGACACAAAAGUUCCUCAAAGGCUUUGCUGAUUACGAGUACAGACUGCCGGCGCAUUACCAUGGCACAGACAAUGGAGCAUUGCAUGUGAGUCUCAUUUAA
Molecule: messenger RNA, 600 nt
Organism: Ostertagia ostertagi
Lineage: Eukaryota; Metazoa; Nematoda; Chromadorea; Rhabditida; Trichostrongylidae
Source: the annotation of a GenBank genome assembly